GCGAGCGGGGCCGGGCUGCAGGCGGCGAGGAGCCGGUGGCGGAGCGCGGGGAAGGGGCGCCGGGCAGGCUAAAUGUAAGCGCAUGACAGCGACAGUUGUAACUCCUGUUGUUCUGACCUAAGAAAGCCAAAGGAAGGAAGGAAGAACUUUUUUAGACAGGCUAUUUUAACAUUAACAGCUUCAUUAGAAAAAAAAAAUGUCUAGCAUCUCAAGAGGAAAGGUCCAUUUUGUGUGGAAAUAAGUGAUUCCCUGAGGACUGUCCCAAUGACAGAGCUGUCUGCGCAUUUACCCCAGUUUCAGCAUGGACAGCUGACAGAAAACUUCCCUGAUACCCACCUCAGCAACGCCCAAGAGUCCAUGGCCUCUGCUCUGUUUAAUACUGAUCAGAAUGACAACAGUGAAAGACGUCGCCAUGAUAAUAGUGAGCGCAGAAGAAAUGACAAUCUCGAGUCUGAGACUAAUGGGCAGCCACAAAACAACAUUCAGCAAGUGGUGGAGCAAGAUGAAGAAGAAGAUGAAGAGCUGACACUGAAAUAUGGGGCAAAACAUGUGAUUAUGUUGUUUGUACCUGUCACGCUUUGCAUGGUGGUCGUUGUUGCAACUAUCAAGUCUGUCAGCUUUUAUACACGCAAGGAUGGACAGCUCAUCUACACUCCUUUCACAGAAGAGACAGAGACAGUAGGACAGAGAGCCCUGAAUUCUAUUCUUAACGCGGCCAUCAUGAUCAGCGUUAUCAUUGUCAUGACCAUCCUCCUGGUUGUGCUUUAUAAAUACAGAUGCUACAAGGUGAUCCAUGGUUGGCUUAUCAUUUCUUCUCUUUUGCUGCUUUUCUUUUUCUCGUUCAUCUACCUGGGCGAGGUUUUUAAGACGUAUAAUGUUGCCAUGGACUACAUUACAGUGGCACUCAUGAUCUGGAACUUUGGUGUUGUGGGAAUGAUUUGUAUCCAUUGGAAGGGCCCUCUGCGGCUCCAGCAGGCAUAUCUCAUUAUGAUAAGCGCUCUCAUGGCCUUGGUGUUCAUUAAGUAUCUUCCUGAAUGGACUGCGUGGCUCAUCCUGGCUGUCAUUUCAGUGUAUGAUUUGAUUGCUGUCCUGUGUCCUAAAGGUCCUCUUCGUAUGUUAGUUGAAACAGCUCAAGAGAGAAAUGAAACUCUCUUUCCAGCACUUAUUUACUCCUCAACAAUGAUAUGGCUUGUGAACAUGGCUGAGGAAGAUCCAGAAGCCCAACGGAAAUCCAAAAACUCCACUUAUGAUAAACAAGCUCCCACAAGCCAGACUCCUAAUGAAGAUGCUGAAGCAGAUGAUGGUGGCUUUAGUCAGGAAUGGCAGCAACAAAGGGACAACAGAAUAGGACCCAUUGAAUCAACACCUGAAUCACGUGCUGCUGUUCAGGCUCUACCCAGUAACUCUCAAACAAGUGAAGACCCUGAAGAGCGAGGAGUAAAGCUUGGUUUAGGUGAUUUCAUUUUCUACAGUGUCCUUGUUGGCAAAGCCUCUGCAACAGCAAGUGGGGACUGGAAUACAACUUUAGCAUGUUUUGUAGCCAUAUUAAUUGGUCUGUGCCUUACACUUCUGCUUCUUGCCAUCUUUAAGAAGGCCUUACCAGCUCUUCCAAUCUCCAUAACCUUUGGGCUAGUUUUUUACUUUGCCACAGAUAACUUGGUGCAACCCUUUAUGGACCAGCUAGCAUUCCAUCAGUUUUAUAUCUAGCAGACAUGAUGCUGGAAUGGAUAUUUGUAGCAAAUCUGGAAGGAGGAAAAACGGUUUUCCCUCAGUUCUCAAGCGAGACUGAAGUUAAAUACUCAAGAUUCCAAGCUUGAACCAUGACAAUUUCCUCCGAUGGUGGUUUUUGGUUUGCUUUUUUUCCUGAGACAACUGCUGCACUGGGCACCAUAUGAAUUUUCCUGUGUGAAAGUGGCUUCUUCCUGAUGGCCAGUCUAAGCCAGGUGCUGUUAUAUCAGAGGUAAUCUGAUAUACAUAUCUCUGGUAAGGACCACUUGUGUGCAAAUUGCUAAUGCUUCCACCAGCAAUGUGAUCUCUUACCACAGGCUGAUUGUUUUCACAGCGCUAAGGGUGCUCAGAACUUCUUUGAUGUUGAGAGGAAGCUGAAAAAUCACAUGGAAMUUGUCCCUGUAACCGCUUGAAGAAAGACAGCCCAAAUUGGACUUCUUCAGCCGUGAUUUUUGACAGCGGUGGCCCGACUGUAACAGGAAAGGACUUCGUAGCAAUUUGACAAAGGGAGAAAGUACUCUAAGAGUGCUCCAUGACUUCAUAGCCUCUGUGCCUGAGUGUGUUUGGUUUAGUAAAUUUAAAAGCUUUUUUUUUUUUUUUCCACACUGGAACUAGAGCUUCUUCUCAGUUUUAAUACUUCGUGUUCUCAAGCAUGGAGUGCACCUUCUGUACACCUGCUCCAGUUUAUGUAGCUGCUUAGACUUGGGCUCAAUUAUUUGGCAGUAGAGGAUCAUAAGGUCCURAGGUGGAUCUUAUAUUCUAAAAGGUUAAUAAACUACAUUAAAAAGCAAUUUCAGGACUUAUUCUUUGUGCUCUUGCAAAUMAUUUUGCUAGAACACCAUUCCAAACCUUAUGUUUGAAAACAGUCACUAACAGCACAGACUGCAUUAUUGGUGUAUGUUCCUUCUGUUGGCAUUCUUAUGAAAUAAGUAGACAUUCAGAGCAAUCCCAGAUGGAGUUUAGCUUGCCAGAUCUAGAGAUCAAAGUGCUAUUAAGAGCACGUCUAAUGCAUCACUGAAAUUCUUGGUCAUCAAAAAUGUCAUUUAGAGUUCUGUUGACUGAAGUAUUGGUCACCCAGCUGUCUAACACCUCAGGCUGUGCAGGGAAUUUUUUUUUGUCCAUAUCUUUAUUGGUGAUGAUACUUAAGUUAGGUGAGAGAUUGCUUAAUGUUGCUAAGGAGCAAAAUUUGUAAUCCUCUUCACUUUAAUUACAUUUCUCGUGAGGAACUGCUGAUAGGCAAAAAGAAGGACAAUUCAAUAUCACUGAAAAGAAGAUAGGAGAUUUUCAACUUCUUACAAGAAGAAGAAUAAUCUGUUCAAACCUUAGAACUGCUAAGUCUGAUUUCUUCUUCAUUUGAAACAACUCAUUUAUGAAUAGUUGCUUGGAAAUGAGACUUGGGUGAGAUGAAGUUGGUUUUGCUGUAAAUUCUUACUGCGUACAAGUAAUUUUUGUUCUUGGGAACCUUAGGGAGUGGAUAGGCUCCAUCCAUUUUAUUUUCAUCUUGAUACUGGAGUCCUUGCCAAGUAGAACAAUUGUCAAAAUCCUGACACUAGGUCCUUUUACCUUUUUUUCCUCGGAUUUUGUUUCAGUACCUAUAGAUUCAAAGGACUGAAACAACAGAUGUGCUCACCAACUUUUUUCCAAAUAAGGAAAGAAAGGCUGUGAUGUAUAAAUCUGCUUUAAAACCAAGAAAGGUUUUCUUUCGUUGUCCUUGAUAAUAUAUGUCUCUUUUCCAGUAUGACGUGCUAACUGUAGUGUUAGCAUUUACAUUUUCAUAAAAUACAUUGUCUCAUCUAAAGUACUCAUCUCAUUUGUGUCCUGAUUCGUUGUAGAUAGCCUUAAUAAACUAACCAUAUCAAAAUUCCUUACAGUGACUUUUCAAGUCAAACUUCUUUGUGUUUUCUAACUUAAAUUACUGUUCCAUUUUGUGUUGCAAUGAAGACUUGAAAUACGUUUGUUGGUUGGUUGAGGGUAUUUGGGUUUUUUGUUGUCGUUUUUUGGUUGGGCUUUGUGUUUGGUUUUUAGGGUUUUUUUUUUUUAACAAGACUUUGAGUUGUUUUUAUACCAUUGUAAUUUGUCCCUUUCACUGAGCAUUAUAUCUAAGAAAAUUCCCUUGUGUGUUUUAUUGGGCAUCCCAGCUAUAGUUUCRUUGUAUAGAGCAGGUUUGCUAAGAGUUGCUAUCACUAGCAUUUGCUUGUGUGUCUGAGCUGGCUCUCAGUUAAGGGCUGUUAUUUAAAUGCAGAAGUCAUCACUUAUUUCUUUUUUGGCUUCAGUAUGCACCAUGGGAGCAUUAGCUGCAUUAGGAGUUGCUUUAGAAUCUAUAGAUAUGCACAAAAGCCUUUUCACAUACUUGAGUGGAUGUUAGAUGUACAACCCAAGGAAGAGCUCAGAACCUUCAAACACUAAAUUGCCAGUCUUCCAUUUCCCAGAGCUGCUUCUGUUAUCCUGAAGUUUUAAUUUCUGAGCUAGUGUAGCGUUACAGUAGUGGAGACUAUAAAAUUUGUGUUCACAGAAACUGUUCAAAUUUGUGUUUGAAUCUCAAAUUCAGAAGGGAAUUUGCAUUUAUUGGCAACUAUAUGUUAAAGUAUACAGCUUAUUACUAGGUCUUAGGUACACCUUCAAAAACCAGAUGAAAUUUUCUAGAUUUGCCCUCUCAGGUGAAGUCAUGGUAGCUUAUGUUUCAAAUGAGAUCUUGCAGCUAAGAAUUAUCUCASAACACAGAUCCAUAUAAGGUUCAGUUGCCAAUUGGUUCUGUUUGCAUUUGGGUUGUUACUACACAAGCGUAAAGGUUGUGUCACUUUUCUCUCCUGUCUUGAAACACUGAUCUAAUUUGAGGUCGUGAUUCACCUUGGUUAGAUUGUUGUAACUGAAAGACUUUUUCAUAAGUAGUCUGCAUUU
Malurus melanocephalus (red-backed fairy wren) is the source of this 4626-nucleotide messenger RNA. It is a transcript of the gene PSEN1, whose product is annotated as presenilin 1. Gene Ontology annotation, cellular component: growth cone; apical plasma membrane; cell surface. The record is from RefSeq and is a predicted model, not a curated record. Gene Ontology annotation, biological process: intracellular signal transduction; amyloid-beta metabolic process; membrane protein ectodomain proteolysis. Gene Ontology annotation, molecular function: beta-catenin binding; cadherin binding; aspartic endopeptidase activity, intramembrane cleaving. The coding region runs from base 265 to 1707 and encodes 480 amino acids. The transcript is spliced from 13 exons. NCBI's taxonomy places the organism in Eukaryota, Metazoa, Chordata, Aves, Passeriformes, Maluridae.